This is a messenger RNA of Alternaria infectoria, 2607 nucleotides long. RefSeq lists its product as uncharacterized. The record is from RefSeq and is a predicted model, not a curated record. Lineage: Eukaryota; Fungi; Ascomycota; Dothideomycetes; Pleosporales; Pleosporaceae. The transcript has 2 exons. Bases 1 to 2607 code for a protein of 868 amino acids.
AUGUUCUUGCGUAUGCGAAGCGAGAGCUACACAUACGAGUCUCUACCCAUGCCCUCGAGUAUCCGCAUCCUUCAGAUAGACCCGGGAGCCCCUUCCGAUCCGAUUACUUGCCACUUCCGUAUCGUAAACCUGGACGACCGCCCAAGUUUCACCGCCCUUUCAUAUUCUUGGCAGAUGGACCCUUCGCUGGCCACAAAUGUCGUGUACCCAUUGCUCUUAUGGCGUACAAUUCCAGUCAUUUCAUUGCCUUAUGAAUGGCUCACUAAGAUACUUUUGGGAGGCGACAAUGGCAUCGACGAUGUCUGGCAGAGGUUCUUGCAGGAAGUCGAAGGUAGAUGGGCGGACUACAACAAGGGCAAGGAAGGAGACGAGAAGCCCAUAUUUUGCGACGGCAAAAAGAUCAUGAUACAUGCCAAUCUUUACGAAGCCAUGGUUCGCUUACGGUGUUUACGACCUACUGAGUACUGGAUUGAUGCCGUGUGCAUCAACCAAGAGGAUCUGAGCGAGAAAACCCAGCAAGUCCAGAUGAUGGGAAGAAUCUAUGGUUACGCGGAAGAGGUGGUAGUCUGGCUGGGUAACGUGACGAGCUUCGCAGCCUACCCCUUUCAGACAUUGUUCUCAGUCUUUGGGUCAGAGUUGGAUGAGAGAGAUACUGCACCAGGAUAUACGACAGACGACUCAGAGAUUCGAAGGGAUUCAGAGGGGGUAGUAACAGACGAAAAGCUUGACGCAAUGGCCAAAGAACAUCACCAGGAAAGAGACCUCUUCGAGUUAACGCUCACCUCAGCCGCCUUUGCACUCCUCACUCGUCGUUGGUUUCGUCGCCUAUGGGUCGUACAAGAGUCACGUCAGGCUCGUCAAACUCUAUUCUUACUUGGCGAAACCCAGUUCAGGGCCAAUCUCAUCUCGUCGGUGCUGCGGUGGGUUGAAUACAAGAUUAAAAGAUCGCCGAUUAGUCCUACGUCCGACCCACUUACGUGUGUGUCCAUAUGGCAUUCCCACAUCAAGCACAUCCCGGCGAUGCUAAGUUCUAUGAAUUCAUCUCAUGACGAAGAAAAGUGGACUUUGCAGCAGUGGCUACAAAUGGCAAAGAGUCGAAAAGCCGGUGAUGCCAAAGAUGUGGUAUUCGCAGGUCUGUCUCUUAUACGGUCCGAGCAUCUGACGAUUGACACGUCGUUGCAGGCUCGAGGUCGGGGCUUCCAUUGCCGCAAUCCGAAGGGGCGAGAGCAAAUGCCGUCAUCAGAAGGACAAAUGAAGCUAUGGGACAUGUUACAUGCCGACUACAAUGCCGAGACUUCGACUGUACUCUUGAACCUCGCGGCUUGUAUCCUUUCACAUUACGAUCUAUCUACUCUAUUAGACACUACGUUACGAUUUCGGCGUCCCCCGUCACACGCGGCGCUCACCGAGCUACCCUUUACUUCAUUCCCAUCAUGGAUACCGGAUCCGAGAGCAUGGACCUCGAAAGCUUUAGAACCUGUGAUAUCGCGCAACAAUCAUGGCCGUCCGUUUCCGGUCUCUGCGCACAUGUCGAACUUCAAGCCACAGAUAUCAUUCGAUGGCACUAAGUUGGCUGUGACAGCUGCUCUUUUCGACACUGUAUCCCACUGCUGUCCAAUCCUGGACAUCGUACUCAACAUCAAGGACUGUGCGGGCGCUAUCAGGGUGCUCGACUGGAUAGCUGACACAGUUCCUCGCGUGUACCAUCCAACCGGAUGUUCAGGAAUAGAGGCUCUGGCACGCCUAAUAGUAUCGGCUUACGCAAACCCGAAAGACCCCGAGAGGCAAUGGGAAGAGGACACUAUGGCGCGCAGGUUCUGCAAGAUGCUUCAUGAGCUGAUCGAAGGUGUCGUAGGAGAUGGUGUCAAAAAGUGGAACAAGGUACUUGACUCUCUGCCCACAUGGUUACCCACAUGGUUAAAAUCUUUUCCCUGGCCUUCAGGCUGGGCUAUCGAUUACGAUGGUAUAUUCAAAGCGUACGCCAGGAUCAGAGCGAAUCAUCCAGACGCUCCUUGGCCACCAAGCAAUCUUGCGGGUUCAGAAAGGAAGGAAGUCAUCGAUGAGACAAGAGACAUCCUCCCUGACACCUUGACAGGGAUCUCCGAGACCAACAUAACUAGACAAGAAAGUCCCCACUUUGAUGAACAAAGUGACUCAUUGCGAGACACCGGCGAUGAUUGGAACGCUCGUGAGUUUCCCGGGGACUGGGUGCUAGACGUGCUCAAGUACAAUUCCGGAAUAGCAUUGCAGAGCUUAUUCCUCACCAAAGAGGGUUAUCUCGGGAUCGGUCCAAAUUGGCUGAGGAACGGCGACGGGGUCUUCUUGGUAGCGGACGCAAAAGCCCCUUACAUACUCGCGCAGGUGGACGAUGUCUUGCAGAGGCAGGCGCGCGAGAUACGUGAGCAGCUUGACACUGGCAAGAGCAGGUCUGUCAAGCUAACAAACGAACAACGCAAGAGCUUGCGGGAACAACUGCUUGAGAUUGAGAGUAGGCCUCAAGGAGAGAGCGCAUGGCAGCUGGUAGGAGAAGCAUAUGUGGAAGGUGUAAUGAAUGGCGAGGCUGCUGGACUCGCGGAAGCUUGGGCACAAAGGUACGAUAUCGCGUAG